Molecule: messenger RNA, 2476 nt
Organism: Cydia fagiglandana
Lineage: Eukaryota; Metazoa; Arthropoda; Insecta; Lepidoptera; Tortricidae
Gene: Fng
Product: fringe glycosyltransferase
Exons: 8
Coding region: 202-1221 (339 amino acids)
Biological process (GO): regulation of Notch signaling pathway
Cellular component (GO): membrane
Molecular function (GO): O-fucosylpeptide 3-beta-N-acetylglucosaminyltransferase activity
Source: RefSeq, a predicted model, not a curated record
AUCCGAUCUCUCGCUCGCACCACGUGGUGGGGCGGCUGCGCGGAGGCGCGGGCAUGUUCGAAGCCCUGUGCUACAUUUUUAUUAGUUUGUAACCGUUCUUUGACUCAGCACCACAGCUUUCUUGCGUGCUGUUUAUCAAUAACAUUUCGGUAAACAAAGUCCAACAGAUGAGUGACGAGACGGUGAAGCUUUUUCAAGCUCAUGCGCGCUUUGGCGUCAUUCAGCUUGGGCAUGGCGAGCCGAAAGCUGAUUAAAGUUGCCGCGAUCGUCGCUUUCUUGUACUGCACCCUGUUGGUGUACCAGGGCGGUGUCAACUACCAACCUCGAGUGCAAGUGCAAGAACUGACUGUAGAUUCAGUGACUAAAUCUAGUGUUAAUAACAGUGAUCCGAUAAAUAAGAUAACAUUGGAUGAUUUGUUCAUAAGUGUUAAAACUACAAAAUAUUAUGAAAACACAAGACUGCCAAUAAUAUUGAAGACAUGGUUUCAAUUGGCAAAAAACCAGACAUGGUUUUUCACCGACAGAGAUUAUCAAUUUCAUCAAAUCCAAACAAAUGGACACAUGGUGAACACCAAAUGCUCUCCAACUCACUCCAGAAAUGCGCUUUGCUGCAAAAUGGCAGUCGAAUACGAUCGCUACUUAGAAAGUAAAAAAAAAUGGUUCUGCCACUUUGAUGAUGACAACUACGUGAACGUACCACGCCUAGUCGAAGUCCUCCAAAGAUACGAUUACAAAAAGGAGUGGUACCUCGGCCGGACCUCGGUCUACAGGCCAGUGCUGAUCUACCAUAAGUCCAAAAGGAGCAAAAAAACUAAGGUUGAAUAUUCAAAAUUAAAAUAUUCGUUUUGGUUCGGCACGGGCGGUGCUGGAGUAUGCUUGAGCCGAAGUUUGGCUUUAAAAAUGUUACCUUUUGCGAGUGGUGGGCGGUUCAUCAGUUUUUGUGAUAACGUUCGGUUUCCUGACGACGUAUCCCUUGGAUAUCUUAUAGAAAACAUAAUGAAAAUAAAUCUAACGGUGGUACCAGAGUUUCACUCACAUUUGGAGCAAAUGAAACUCUUGGACACAGAUAAGUUGAAGGAUCAAGUCUCCUUCGGCUACAGCUUGGUUAAGGAUGAGUGGAACGUAGUCAACGUGCCGGGUUUCGACACACGAUAUGAUCCUACUAGGUUCCUGUCUCUGCAUUGUUUCCUGUUCCCGCAUUUCAAGUUCUGUCCGAGAUAGCCAACGUGUUACACCUGUGUGGAAAGCUAGUUUAUCUAAUUUAUCUUUGGUUGCCUGACAUAGUUUUAAAAUAUUUUUCUUUUCUUUUUGUUUAUGGCUUGAUUUUAACGUACAUCCCAAAUUGUUAUUUUCUAAAAAUAUAUUAUUUUAUUAUGAGGAAAAUUUAGAUCGAUAUAGAGAUGAUGCGUUUCUAAAUUUCAAUUCUUUUAAUAUUAUUUUUUUUAAUUACCGUAAAAUCAGGUAACUUUAGUCCACAACUUACAACUAUGGCCCGAAUUCAAGUUCCAGUAAAAUAUGUAGAAGUAUUUUUCAAAUUAUGUUGAGUAUAAUAUAAUAUAAUUAUGUAGAGAGAGCAUUAGUGUAUCUAAGCUCCAAAAUGAAUCUAUCGAGUACACAUCAUAAAGGCUCGUUAAGAAUCAACGUUAAAAACUGGACCAUAGUUGUACUUAAGGGCUUAAGUUACCCGAUUUUACGAUAUAAUUUUUUAUUUUUUUUUACAUUAUUAUUUUUUAUAUUUUCUUUACAAUAACUAUUUUGUUUAACUCGUAUUAAUUAGAAAAAAAUCAACACAAUAAUUGAUAAUGCUAAACUUGUAUUUAUAGAUGUUUUGUAUUUAUACAUAAUGAAUCUAACUUUUACAUAAAAAUGAAGAGUUGUGAAAGUGCAAUUGACAAAACUAAUGUCACUGAAAUUCGCACACAAUCCAUUUUGUUAAUGAUCAUGUUUCCAAACAUAUUUAACUGGUAAAUUAAUUUAUAAAACGUAAUGUAAUAAAACUUGUUUCUCAGUUUGCUGUGAGACAUUAAUGUAAGUAGCUUAUCACUGAGCCAAUCACACUCAUAAAUAUUAUACGAGUAUAAUCUACCAUAGUUCUACUGCAAAAAGCAAUAAUAUUUGAAAACUCAUUAUAAACUUUUGGUCAUGUAAGAACUGUAAGAAGGUACAGAAUAAAAUGUACAUAUUGUACAUACAUAGUUCCUGUGCCUAUUUGAGCGCGGAUAAAUUAUAUAUGUCGAAGACCUCGCUGUCAAAUAAAUCUGAAAAGUAUUUCUAAGAAUAUAAAUGUCACGAAUUCAAAACCUACAUGGGUGAUGUAAUAAUUGUUGUCUUUAAAAAAAGUCUGUGAUAUUAGCUGAUAAAUGUAAGUAGACGCAAAAUGUGCUAUUAAAAUGUUAUUUAAAAUCUCUUUCAAGUCAAUGUUAUGAUAUUGUUUAUAAAAUAAUUAUUUGUUUAUAAAAUAAACAAUUUCAAAAAU